AAGAAAAAUCAAAUCAAUCAAUUAACAAACGAUAUACUUACUCUUCACCAGUUUUCGGCUUUUACACGUAUCUUUUCGGAUUAGAUUCUCUUUUGUCAUUUUCAUUAAUUUUUCAAUUCUGUCAUGUUCCACCA
Dentiscutata heterogama is the source of this 134-nucleotide messenger RNA. The record is from the annotation of a GenBank genome assembly. Lineage: Eukaryota; Fungi; Glomeromycota; Glomeromycetes; Diversisporales; Gigasporaceae.